AUGUCGAACUCCGGAGGACGAUUUGCACCUUACAAAAAUGCUCUCACCGCGAUUUCUAAGAGGGCGGGAACACCACUACCUUCUCUCAUAAUCUCUUUUGCCAUCCUUCAUGAAUUAACUGCCAUUGUUCCCAUCGUGGGCAUUUUUUACAUGGCACGCAGUCUAGGCGUAGGUGAGCGCGUUGUCAACGCUGUUGCUCUUCAACGAGAUGGCUCUAUCGAUGACCAGUAUUGGGUGAACACCCAGCUGAAAUCGUGGGUUGAUGAGGGCGAGCAAUGGGCUGGUCGCAUUGGACGUCGAUAUGGCAUCUUCGGCUUCGAGAAAGGCAAGGUUGUUGACCAGACCCAGUCGAGCGAGUUGUCUGGUAAGCUAGCGGGAGACGUUGCUAAUGCCGUUCUGGCUUAUGGUUUAGUCAAGGCACUUUUACCCGUCCGCAUCGGUCUUUCGUUAUAUCUUUCUCCAAUGUUCUCUCGGACAGUUGUAGAGCCGAUUCGAUUGGGUGGCCUUCGUCUAUUAGGACGCAGACCGACAUCAAUGUAA
Suillus fuscotomentosus is the source of this 540-nucleotide messenger RNA. RefSeq lists its product as uncharacterized. The record is from RefSeq and is a predicted model, not a curated record. The transcript has 2 exons. Gene Ontology annotation, cellular component: mitochondrion. NCBI's taxonomy places the organism in Eukaryota, Fungi, Basidiomycota, Agaricomycetes, Boletales, Suillaceae. The coding region runs from base 1 to 540 and encodes 179 amino acids.